This is a messenger RNA of Paraglomus brasilianum, 3891 nucleotides long. The record is from the annotation of a GenBank genome assembly. NCBI's taxonomy places the organism in Eukaryota, Fungi, Glomeromycota, Glomeromycetes, Paraglomerales, Paraglomeraceae.
AUGUCUGCAUACGGGUCGCUAGUAGUUGGCUGGAGACUGGAGGGUCGUCAUGUUUUGGUUAUUGGUGGCAAUCAAAUAGCAGCAAAUCGCAUAGAAUUUGCUUUAGACGCUAGGCCAAUAUCGGUUACUCUUAUCUAUCCGCGCAGCCAGAUAUCAUGUCAACGGAUACUGGAACUCGUUGUCAACAACACCAUCACCUACCAUGACAAAAAAUUCAAUAAAAGUGACUUGGAAUCAAAGAGAUUCGAUUUAAUUUUGACGGCACUUGACGAUGCGGACUUGUCAAAAGAGAUUGCAUCAGUUUCGCGUGAUUAUCGCAUUCCAAUUAAUGUAGCGGAGAUACCAUCCUUAUGCGAUUUUCUAUUUAUGCCAACAUUUAGAAACGGACAUCUACAAGUAGCAAUAUCAACGGCAAUCUCAUCCACAACGCAACACAUUGCUCAUAAACUACGACAACACGUGAUCGAAAGUUUGCCCGACGACAAAGAAGUAGUGGCGGCCGUUAACAACGUAGCUACAAUAAAAGACGCUCUAGGGGCGACGUAUGCCGUUGCAUUAAGCAAGAUAACUUCAUCUUUACAGCUCACCAAACUCGCCAAGUUGUCAGAAGAUGAUAUCAGACGACUGAUUGCCGAGUAUAUCGUAUCGGGAGUAUCAGAUGAGGAUGAAGCAGACAAGGUGUCCAACAGCAGCAAUGAUGAGAAAAAGUCUGAUGUGACCGUAAUCGACGAGCAUGUUGAUAAUCAAAUAACGCUCAAGUCACGUAUUAACGAUAUUUUAUUUAAUCCAAACGGAAGUCUCUUGGCUAGUGGCGGAGUACACUUUAUAGAUGGAAAGACAUCAACAGCGUAUAUCGCUUAUGCUAUGAGUAAUACACUGUUUGUAUAUCCAGCUACGAGGACUAAUUACAAUGGGCGAGUCGCAGAAGAUUGGUCAUCAAAGAGUCUGCCUAAUGCGUUCGGACGUCAGAGUCAAGUGGUUAGGAUGGAGACUAGAUCGGGAGCAGCAUUAGCGAUAACCGGUGCGGCGUCAACAUCGACAGAUGGAGGCAUAUCAGCGCUAGCCACCUCUCAAUCGAUCGUAGCAAUGAUACCUAACCUAUAUGCAUUAGUAUACGAAAACGUGCCAUUGGUUCUUCACGUUGCUGCUUAUGCAUAUGAUGACGAGAUGAAUAUUAUUGCCGAUUAUUCCGACGUACUACUUGCAUGUGAGACAGGAGCUGCCAUCCUCUUCUCGUUCUCGGCACAGGAAACUCACGACAUGGCACUAAUAUCUCAUUUGGCUGCGACUGUAUCUAAAACACCAUUCGUACAUGUGUUUGAUGGUGUGAGAACGGCUCAUCGGUUCACCAAGACUCAAUUGAUUUCACACAAGGAUAUAGCCAAGUUAUUAAAUGAUGUUGGAAGAAAAGUAUCAUCUAGUGGCUCAAUAUCUACUGUGAAGGCAAUUGAAACUGUCAUUGGUGCAGUUGGAAAAGCGACCGGUAAAACAUACAAAUUGUUCGAAUAUUAUGGGGCCGAUGACGCAGAGGUUGUAAUAAUAGUUACUGGUGGAGAAAAUGAUAUAAUCAGAGACGUAAUGAGCCAAUUCAAAGGAUCCGGUGACAAAGUUGGAGCUGUGCUUGUGCGUGUCUAUAGACCGUGGUCAGAAAAGCAUUUCUUUGAAGUAUUACCAACUACUGCAAAAUGUAUUAUAGUUUUGGAACAAGCAUCCAAUAUUGAUGAAAAAUUGGGCUCAUCACUAUUCACCGAUGUAGUAUCAUCAGUUCGUUCUACCAAAUGGAAAGGAACACAACCUUCAAUAAUCAAUACGAGAUAUUCGCCAUCAUUAAUCUUUACCCAGCAAGCGGUCAGACACAUACUCAAACAGUACAAGUCAGGCGAGAAGAUUAGCACUGAAAAUAUCUCGGAACCAUCAGCACCCGACAUGACUCCAUCCAAACCCGAGUCUGAUACGAAACACUGUAUAUUUUGGGAUGCUGAGAGCACCGAUACUGUUCAAGUCGCAAACCACCUUAGCAGUAUAUUAUCUACAUCGGCUCAGCUGAAUGUCCUAAGUUACUCCAACUACGAUAUUUAUAACAAUGGUGGCGUUGUCGAAUCACACUUGUAUUUUGGAGCGAGCAAAGUCCUCGAUGACAACAAAGCAGAUUAUAUCACAAUACACGAUACUUCACUCAUUAGUAAAUACGACAUUCUCGGUGCAGCAAAGGCACGGUCGAUUGUCUUGUUGAAUACCAAUUGGCCGGUUGAUGAACUAGACACUAAAUUGGCUAACGACUUUAAACUGCGAGCAGCACAGAAAGAAAUUCAAUUGUAUGUUAUUGACGCCGAAAAGAUUGCUCAGGAAUUAUCUCUAUACCCGAAUGCAACUAAUAUUGUCCUACAAUCUGCCUUGCUGAGCUUAUAUAAACACGAAUUAUUAAAUAGUAAUAUUAAACACGUAAUCGCGUCGUUGUACGAAGGCAACAACGAGAAGGAAGUUGCUCGCAUAAUACAAUCAGUUAUCGACAGCACUAAAGCAUCACUCACGCGGGUAGACGUACUUCCGACAUGGUUAAUAUUGGAGGAAAGUGGCCAAGCACUUCCAUCUACAGUCGUUAAGAAUUCAUUUGACCGUAAUUUAGAUCAACCAGAAACACCAAAACCACAAUCAUACACAUGGCAUACAGCCGCAAAGCUUCUAUUAUUCAAAGAGGCAUAUAAUACAACACAAAAGAUACGCCCCGAUCUACCAGAGAAGACUUUCACUGUUAAAGUCAUGGAGAACCGAAGACUAACUCCAGCAAGUUACGAGCGCUAUCUAUUCCAUAUAGAAUUCGACACUACUGGAACGGAUCUCAAGUACGAUUUGGGUGAAGCUCUCGGAGUAUAUGGUCAUAAUGACACUGACGAAGUCAAUCAGUUCCUAGCAUUCUAUGGAUUAGAUCCAGACAGAGUAGUGUCAAUACCAGACAAGGACGGAACACAUUAUGAAUCAAGGACGACAUUCCAAAUAUUUUCCCAGAUUCUAGACAUAUUCGGUCGACCGUCGAAGAAAUUCUAUGAAGCUCUUGCACAAUACGCAACAGAUGCAAACGAACGUAAACAGCUACUGUGGAUUUCCAACACCGAGGGCACAGUCGAAUUUAAACGUCGUGUUGAAGAUACGGUCACCUAUGCAGAUAUUUUGUACGAAUUCACAUCGGCCAAACCACCGCUAGAAGACUUGGUCCAAAUCGUAGCUCCAAUCAAACCACGUCAUUAUUCGAUAGCAUCAUCUCAGAGCGUGCACCCGACCGGUGUUCAUUUGUUGGUGGUCACUGUUGAUUGGAAAACAUCGACGGGCAGGAAACGAUACGGUCAAUGCACUCGAUAUCUGGCAGAUCUGAAAGUAGGUGAAAGUGUGACUGUUUCCAUUAAACCGUCUGUAAUGAAACUACCACCACGCGACGAGCAGCCGGUAAUAAUGGCGGGAUUGGGAACGGGCAUGGCCCCGUUUCGAGCAUUUAUCGAAGAGAGAGCGUAUAGGAAAUCAAAAGGAAUCAAGGUUGGGCCAAUGAUACUAUACUUUGGGUCUCGUCAUAGGUCAAUGGAGUAUCUGUAUGGCGAAGAGUUGGAAGCGUAUCAUCGAGAAGGAUUACUUACAUAUUUGAGGCUUGCAUUCUCCCGAGAUCAGGCGCACAAAAUAUAUAUUCAACAUAAAAUGCAAGAUGAUGCAGAGCUGUUGCAUGAUUUCUUGAUGAAGGAUGAGGGUUGGUUCUAUCUUUGUGGACCUACUUGGCCCGUACCUGAUGUGCGUGAUGCUAUCGUGAACAGUUUUGUCUCUUCAGGUGGAAUGACGACUGGUGAGGCUGCUGAUUGGGUUAACAAGUUAAAGGAUUUGGAGCGAUACAUCUUAGAAGUUUAUUAA